AUGCCUAGGCAACAUCUCACCCCAAACGCUUGUUUGGUAUGCCGAAAAAAGAGAACCAAGUGUGAUGGACAGAUACCAUGUCGCCGAUGCAGGUCAAGGGGCGAGGAGUGCUCCUACGAGGAUAAGAAAUGGAGGACCAAAGACCACCUGCGAUCCGAAAUUGAAAGGCUGAGGGCAGAGCAGCGGCAAGGCGAGGCAGUUAUCCAAGCACUUGUUGACAACAAGCCGGACCAGUGGGAAGUAGUUCAGGACCGCAUGCGCGCCGAUGAAUCCCCCGAUGCCAUUGCAGAAUGGAUUCGCUCACUGAGAGGUUUGCCGGAUUCUUCACAGACCCACCGGGGUCUAUUUGGGAGUACGCCUGCCAGUGGGCUAAACAACUUUAUACCCACACCCUUCCAGUCACAAUUCAACCCAACGAUGCCCGGAAUAGGGAAUGUGCCUACCGGCGGCUUCCCAGAAGCAGGAUCGGAUGUCCUUGAUGCAUUCACUACGAAUAAUGGGCCAGGCAACGUCGGAAACGGCGGUACCAACAUAUGUCACGUCACCAGCGCCAUGGAGGGAGCUUCUCGUCCAAGUUUUUACGCUGACUUGGUCGCUCCUGGAGAUCGUAUAUCAUUGCAAAAACACGGGACCUUUGUUUGCCCGUCCCUGUCGCCCACAGACAACUCCUCCCAUACCAUGAACCACCCACUGGACAUGGCUGGACCCGCGGCUUGUCGUCUUGUUCCGAAUCUAACCCCCUAUGGGCCUCCUGUUCGGACCUGGACUACUGUUACAUCCGACAAGCAUCUUGUCCAGCGACUCCUUUCGAGAUUCUUCUCGGGACUCUUUCCGUGCUUGUCAUUGAUUUCUUACGCGCACUUCAUUCAUGAUUUUGAAGAGGGCACUGCGCGGUACUGCUCAGAAGCGCUUGUGAACGCCAUCCUCGGCACAGCAUGUAGGCUCUUCAACGCAACAUCUCAGCUCAUUUCGAGGAUCAGCUAUCGGCGACGCCUUUGUUGGUGA
Podospora anserina S mat+ is the source of this 1005-nucleotide messenger RNA. RefSeq lists its product as uncharacterized. The coding region runs from base 1 to 1005 and encodes 334 amino acids. The transcript is spliced from 2 exons. Lineage: Eukaryota; Fungi; Ascomycota; Sordariomycetes; Sordariales; Podosporaceae. The record is from RefSeq and is a predicted model, not a curated record. Gene Ontology annotation, molecular function: DNA-binding transcription factor activity, RNA polymerase II-specific; zinc ion binding. Gene Ontology annotation, biological process: regulation of DNA-templated transcription.